AUGGACACCCUGAGAAACCGGACGGUGGAGGAGCUCCGGGAGCUGCAGGACAAUGCGGAGGAGAUCGAGCGCCUGGCCCUGGAGUCCCAGGAGGUUCAGGAGCUGCAGCUGGAAAGGGAGAUGGCCCUCGCUGCCAACCGAAGCUUGGCCGAGCAGAACCUGAAGUUCCAGGCGCCGCUGGAGACGGGGCGCACCGACCUCUCUAACAAAUACGAAGAGCUGCAGAAGCUGGCCGAGCGGUGUAAGGAGCAAAAGGCAAAACUGGAGAAAUUUUCAGCAGCGAUGCAUCCUCAGACCUUGCUGGAUCUCCUGCAGGUGGAAAGCCAGAAAAUCGAAGAGGAGUCUGAGAAAAUGGCCGAGAAGUUCCUGGAGGGCGAGGUGCCCCUGGAAACAUUUCUCGAACAGUUUUCCGUGAUGAGGAAGUUGUCCCACUUGCGCCGGGUCAGAGUUGAAAAGCUGCAAGAGAUAUUGAGGAAGUUGGAAGCGUCGCAGGAGCCCGGCAGGGACUCUCAGCAGCACUUGCCUCCUCACGUACCCGGGCCCGCAGAGCCGCCGAAGCCCCAGCCUUUCCCUUCGGGGGCUCCUUCCUUCCCUUUGCCCUACAGCCCAGCCCCCAGUGUGCCGGUCGGCCCCACAGCUCACGGAGCUCUCCCUCCCGCUCCUUUCUCUGGCUCCCCGGUCACCGUGGGACACGUUGCUUCCUCUCAGCCCGGCACCCAGCCCUCCUUUCCGUAUACGCCUCCUCCAGGUCCUGGAUACCCACCGGUGCAGGCUGCCGAUUCCACGCCGGGCUAUCCCAAACCCCCCUCGGGAGGCUCAUCUCCGGCACCGGGUUAUUCCUGGUCUCCAUCCAGGGGUCCGCCUCAACCCGCAGCGUUUCCUGGCUCUCGCCCUUCUCCUCCGCCGCCCAGACCCGGGUAUCCUCCCUACUUCCCCCCUGGGGCAGGGAGACCGCAGUGCCCCUACCCGACCCAGCCCCCUCUCCCGAAUUUCCCAAUCCCUCAGCAGCCUCCCUAUCCUCCUGGACCUCCCCCACCUUUUGGCUACCCUCCACCUCCGCCCCCUCAGCGCCCUGCUUGGCCUGGCUACUAA
This is a messenger RNA of Charadrius vociferus (killdeer), 1092 nucleotides long. It is a transcript of the gene VPS37C, whose product is annotated as vacuolar protein sorting 37 homolog C (S. cerevisiae). Bases 1 to 1092 code for a protein of 363 amino acids. Gene Ontology annotation, biological process: ubiquitin-dependent protein catabolic process via the multivesicular body sorting pathway; protein targeting to vacuole; protein targeting to membrane. Gene Ontology annotation, cellular component: ESCRT I complex. NCBI's taxonomy places the organism in Eukaryota, Metazoa, Chordata, Aves, Charadriiformes, Charadriidae. The transcript has 4 exons. The record is from RefSeq and is a predicted model, not a curated record.